GCUGGUGCUGCUUGACCUGACCUGACUGACCUUGACCUGGCCAAAAGUGCCAACCCGGCAACAAAACCACCUCUGCAAAAAGCGACGACGUCCUCACUCCUGCUCUUUCCACAGCAGCAUCCCUCAAUCCCCUACCUUCCAUCAACCUGCAUCAACAACACCCACAUUGCCUGGCAGAGAGCUCCGUUUUGCCCUCGCGAACCGUUGUGUGAUCCAGCCCAGCUACCCACCUAAGAGCACGUGCUCCCGUCAAGCAACAACGAGAACCAAAUCUCAUCUGUUACCUGCCCUGCCAUCACCACUUCCGACAUGGCCGACACCCUCAACUCGGUCACCAACUCGGUCACCAAUGGCCCCGUUGCAGACAAGGUCAGGGAGCAGCACCAGAAGACCUCUGACGAGCUCUCCAACCUCUACGCUUCCCGCCAGACACCUAACAACCCAACCGCAACCGGCCAACCUCUGACGCACUACCAUUCCUUCUUCUCCGAGCUCCUCUCGUGGAGGAACCCUCGCGCUUCCGCGAUCGCUUAUGCCUCCAUCAUCGCCUUCAUCUUCUCGGUUAGGUACCUGGACGUGAUUCGAUGGGGCUUCAAGCUCACGUGGAUGAUCCUGGGUAUCACCAUCGCCGCCGAGGCCGCUGGAAAGGCUGUUAUGAACACCGGCAUCGCCAGUCAGCUCAGGCCCCGUCGAUACUACACCGUUCCUCGUGAGACUCUCGACGUCCUCAUCGGCGAUGUCCACGAGCUGGUCAACUUCCUCGUUAUCGAGUCCCAGCGCAUCGUCUUUGCCGAGAACAUCUGGGCUUCACUGGCCGUCUGCGUGAGCGCCUUCAUCUCGUACUGGCUCGUUAAGGUCGUCCCGUACUGGGGUCUUGCGCUGAUCGGCACCACCGUUCUCUUCACCGCCCCCUUGAUCUACACCUCCAACCAGGAGCUUAUCGACCACCACCUUAAGAACGCCCAGCAAAUCGUUAACACCCAGACUGAGCAGCUUCGCCAGGUCGCCGGCACCCACACCGCCCGUGCCACCGAGCUCACCAAGCAGUACGUCGGCGACUACACCUCCAAGGCCCAGGAGAUGAUCCGGGGCAAGACUGCCUCUCAGGCUCCCCCCUCAGCCCCAGCCGCCCCGGCCGCCCCGGCCGCCCCCGCUGUCAAGGACAGUGACUUCCCCGCGGCUCCCAAGGAGGACAUCAAGGUCGAGGAGCCUGCUGUCCCCGCCCCCGAGAUCAAGCACGAGGGGGCUGAGCAAGAGCCCCUGAUUGCUACCUAAGCGAGCCCAAUACCCUUGGGCGGACUCCCCUGGUCUAUCAGCCACCUUGAAGGCCGCCAAACGGCUGCGGGCAGGCUGCAUUGCGCCACCCAUGGAUCCAGGUGAGGUGGAGCCUGCUCAAAGCUAGCUCGUUAGGGAGAGCAAACAAAGUUGAACAACCAUGGUGUGGAAAACGAGGUCAGUAGACGAAUGACCGGAGGUUAGGUGACAAGGGGAAGGCUGGGAACAUAUUGAUAGGGGUGAGGAUGGGGUUCUGUCUUUCCGGGGUCAGAUCACGGCGUGCAGAGCGAUUGCGUUGUUCUUUUGACUAUUUUGUCAUGUGAAACAGAGAUUGACGCUUCAUGGUUGACGAUGGACGACCGGUAGUCAUUUUCCUUUUUCUCGUAACGGCCAAAGGACCGGGGUAGUCGCGAGGUUUUAUCUUAAUCCACAUUGGUGUCUGUUUUGGUUUCAUAGCCUCUUUGGGCGUUCUCUGAUCGGCCUGUCUUGCUCUGCUUCGCUUUGCUCUGCUCUGCUUUACAUUGCAUCAGUCUGCCAUGCCUUCUUUUUCUAUAGUGUCGUGUGAAUCUCUCUCUCCUCCCCCGUCUCUCUCUGUGUGUGUGUGCAGCAUUGCUGCAAUAAGCUUGUCCCCAUAGUCAUCUCGAGCAUGGAUACUUUUUGAAUCCUUUGCUCUGCGGAUGAGCCCGGCGCACAUGUAGUACUCCUCUAUCCAGCACGGCUCCGUUCUAGCACUUGUUACCCGAUUCCUUUGUUUGGAUUUGAAUAAGGAGGUGCGUUUGGUGAGACUGUGCGGCUGCUACACGCUUGCCGGGUUCCCAUCAAGGCAAUCCGUGCGUGGUAUUAUACUUCGCAACCACCGUUCUGUAUCACGCCACAGCACACACCUGGACUGCAUCAGAACCAAGAAAACAACCUCGAUCGGGAAUGAGCGCAUAGAAAGAAUAAUUGUCCGUGGGGAUUGUCGUGCCACCACGCUAUUCCAAGGAUGCAACCGGUGGGCAUCGAUGACAACAGACAUGUCUACUAC
This is a messenger RNA of Diaporthe batatas, 2302 nucleotides long. RefSeq lists its product as uncharacterized. The transcript has 4 exons. Lineage: Eukaryota; Fungi; Ascomycota; Sordariomycetes; Diaporthales; Diaporthaceae. Bases 310 to 1275 code for a protein of 321 amino acids. The record is from RefSeq and is a predicted model, not a curated record.